Messenger RNA from Brugia malayi, 867 nucleotides. It is a transcript of the gene Bma-mnm-2, whose product is annotated as Zinc finger, C2H2 type family protein. The coding region runs from base 1 to 867 and encodes 288 amino acids. The transcript has 6 exons. The record is from RefSeq and is a predicted model, not a curated record. NCBI's taxonomy places the organism in Eukaryota, Metazoa, Nematoda, Chromadorea, Rhabditida, Onchocercidae. Gene Ontology annotation, cellular component: nucleus.
AUGCCAAAAAGGAAAACAUACUUGAUAGCAUCAUUACUUGACGAAUGUGACACAAAUGAUAUGAAAACAAUUAAUUGUAAUACUGUCAAACCUGUGGAAAUAAUUAAUAAAGAAUGUGAAACAUUACGGAAAUUGGACCGAGAUAUGCCAGAAUGCUCAGAAGAGCGAGAGCGACAGCAAAAUUUGAUGUCAAAGGUAAGUGGAAUACCUUGGAAAAGAGCGCUACCGAUGCCAAUAAUUCGAAAUCAAUUACAAAAUUUCUCACAAAAUGAAUCAUCGCAAUGUUUUUUGUAUAGAAUGCCAGCACCAACACAGUUACAGACUUUAUCACCAUACAGUAUAUCAUGCUUAUCACAAUUAAUGAUUACUCGUUAUCAACUUAUGCAAAUGCAACAAGCUGCAGUACAGCAAUUAUCAUCAUCAUCAUCACCAUCAUCAUCAACAUCAGCAUCAUCACCAUUAUCAUCAUUUACUUCAUCAGUAGCAAUCAACCAGCAAAUUUCAUCAAAUCAAACAAGUAUAUGUCAUCAGCAACAACGUUUUCGAAUAAUGGCUAAUCAAAAUCAAUCAACUGUUAAAAAAUAUCGAUGUGAUAUUUGUGAUAAAACAUUUAGCCGAAGUAAUACAUUGGUGACACAUAAGAGGAUUCAUACUGGUGAGAAACCAUUCAAUUGUGAUCAUUGUGGUCGGGCAUUUCGACAGCCGGGCAAUUUAACCCGUCAUCGUCUUACCCAUACAACGGUAAAACCUUAUAUUUGUUCGAUAUGUGAGAAAGCAUUCAAUCGAGCAUCAAAUCUUCACACUCAUAUGCGUACACAUUCUCAAAUAUUUCGUACUAAAAUAACAUCAAUGCAAUCAUUUCGAUGA